This is a messenger RNA of Exophiala xenobiotica, 1199 nucleotides long. RefSeq lists its product as uncharacterized. Bases 36 to 1199 code for a protein of 387 amino acids. The transcript has 3 exons. The record is from RefSeq and is a predicted model, not a curated record. Gene Ontology annotation, biological process: regulation of DNA-templated transcription. Gene Ontology annotation, molecular function: DNA-binding transcription factor activity, RNA polymerase II-specific; zinc ion binding. NCBI's taxonomy places the organism in Eukaryota, Fungi, Ascomycota, Eurotiomycetes, Chaetothyriales, Herpotrichiellaceae.
UCGUGGUACCCAGCAACUUCCGUUGCUUCUCAGAAAUGCAAGCGGAAGUAGACGAAUCUGAGCGUUUCGCACCAGGAGGUCACACUGCGCAAGGUCAAUUUGGCGCUUCAACCGAGACGCUGAACAUGCCUGGUCUUGUCCAACAGACGAAUUCCUCGCCGGCCGUGCAAGACAUGGAUGCUGAAGGACAAGCUCUAUCUGCAGCCGACAAAAAGCGCAACAAAUUGGGGUACCAUCGGACUGCGGUCGCUUGUGGACAUUGUCGACGUCGUAAGAUUCGAUGCGUGCUUGCAUUCGACGACCCGGCUGGUAGAUGCCAGAACUGCCUCCGGUUGAGAAAAGACUGUCAGUUUUACCCUGUUGACCAACAGAAUCCGACUCCGGGUAAGCGCGCUCGAUCAAGUACAAAGUCUGAGGGCCUCUUCAACGAGGGUGACGCCUCGGUUGCCUCAUCCUCACCCGGUGGUGUCCUCAGAAGCAAUUCUUUUGAACGUAUUGAUCAAGGAGAAGGCCUUGAAUAUCCCAGCCCCUUCGACCACCACCAACAGCAGCAUGGGCAUGUCGUCACACCUUCACCAUAUCUCAACGACUCGCCGCGACAUUAUCCGACAGAGUCGAUGAGUUCGGGGUAUUAUCCGCACUACGGGAAUGCACCUUCAGGGCCAUAUUCUUCGGUGUUCGCAACCGGGUCGUUGCCUUCAACGAUGACGACGAUGUCACGAGAGAGCGCGUACCGCUAUCCAACUGCACAUUCCAAUGAAGCGUUCAACUGGGGCCACCCACCCGCACGAUCUAUGUCGGGUUCGGAGUCUGAAGAAAUGCAACAUGGUUUCCCUGCCGCAUACCGAAGUCAUACCUAUCCAACAGUAGAACGAAGGAUGACGGCAGACCUGCAGCAGAUGCCUCCAGCAAGCCACAGUCUCAUGCCCGCUGGGCUAGACAACCCGCAAGGCUCCAUCCCUCCAAGCUUUCGCGAACCCGCUUCAUAUCAGCCAGUACACGUGGACAUGCAACACGGCUGGACAGGAGGAGGGCCUGGUCAAGCACCGCAGCUUACUGGGUCUACCACGACUGCAUAUUCCCAGGGCUGGUACCCGAACGCAUCGGGGGUGACUGAUAAUAGAGAAGAGGAGGGCCAUCCACACAUACUGCUGUCACAAAGCCAUGAUCCUCGCGCAAUUCAACAUAAGCCAGGUUGA